Messenger RNA from Dothidotthia symphoricarpi CBS 119687, 771 nucleotides. RefSeq lists its product as uncharacterized. The coding region runs from base 1 to 771 and encodes 256 amino acids. NCBI's taxonomy places the organism in Eukaryota, Fungi, Ascomycota, Dothideomycetes, Pleosporales, Dothidotthiaceae. Gene Ontology annotation, molecular function: RNA binding. The transcript has a single exon. The record is from RefSeq and is a predicted model, not a curated record.
AUGGCCAGCACAGUCAACGUCGAGAACAUCAGCACGAAGACGAGCGAGGAUGAGAUCAAGUCUUUCUUCAGUUUCUGUGGCAAGAUCCAGUCUCUCAGCGUAAAGUCAACAGGCGACGACACACAGUCUGCAUCCGUCACCUUCGAGAAGACCGCCGCCGCGAAGACUGCGCUGUUGCUCGACAACACACAACUAGGCCCCAACUCCGUCCAAGUCAGCUCAACCAAGUCCAUCGACGAGAUUGCCGGUGACAACGCUACCUCGGCUGAGGAGGCUAAGGAUGGCGACCAGAACAUUGAGCAAGAGCAGAAGCCACGCGCACGUAUCUUCGCCGAGUACCUCGCCCACGGCUACGUCCUCUCCGACAAGGCCAUCGAGUCUGCCCUUGCUGCCGACAAGCAAAACGGCUACAGCACCAAGUUCACACAAGCCCUCCAGAACUUCGACUCGAAGACUCAGGCUUCACAGAAGGCGCAGGCCGUUGACGCCAAGCUUGGUCUCACAAAUAAGGCAUUCGCUGGCUGGAACAGCUUGACCACAUACUUUGAGAAAGCUUCCACCACACCAACCGGCCAGAAGCUAAGGGCUUUCUACGACCAAGGCAACAAGACUGUCAUGGAUGUCCACAACGAAGCCCGCCACCUGGCCAAUCUCAAGAAGACGGAUCAGGGUAGCAAGUCCAGCGCCGAGGGAUCGGAGAAGCCCACGAGCUCUACCAACGAGAAGGCCGGUGACCAGUCGUACGCUUCUGCCGCUGCUCCCACAUCUUAA